Sorghum bicolor (sorghum) is the source of this 1826-nucleotide messenger RNA. Its product is annotated as aspartic proteinase PCS1. Lineage: Eukaryota; Viridiplantae; Streptophyta; Magnoliopsida; Poales; Poaceae. Bases 163 to 1497 code for a protein of 444 amino acids. Gene Ontology annotation, biological process: proteolysis. The record is from RefSeq and is a predicted model, not a curated record. The transcript has a single exon. Gene Ontology annotation, molecular function: aspartic-type endopeptidase activity.
GACGGACCACUGUGCUGCGCUGCGCUGCGCGCCACCUCCAUAAAAUCCACCGCGAGCCGGCCGAAACAGAAACCCCACCCGCGAAUCCAACACAAGAACCCAUCACCACCCUCGCAUCACAUGCCCGCAUAGUCCCCCGGCCGCAAGGUCGCAAUCACCACCAUGCCGCCUCCGCUGUUCGUCUGCGUCCUCAUCUUGCUCGUCGCCGUGCCGAGGCCGUGGUCCGUCGCCGGCGAGCCGCCGAGGCCGGCCGCCAAGCCUCGUGCGUUCCCGCUGCGCGCGCGGCAGGUGCCGGCGGGAGCGCUGCCGCGGCCGCCGAGCAAGCUGCGGUUCCACCACAACGUCAGCCUCACCGUCUCGCUCGCCGUCGGCACGCCGCCGCAGAACGUCACCAUGGUGCUCGACACCGGCAGCGAGCUCUCCUGGCUGCUCUGUGCGACGGGGCGCCAGGGGAGCGCCGCGGCCGGCGCUGCCGCCGCCAUGGGGGAGUCGUUCCGCCCGAGGGCCUCGGCCACGUUCGCUGCCGUGCCCUGCGGCUCCACGCAGUGCAGCUCCCGGGACCUGCCUGCGCCGCCGUCCUGCGACGGGGCCUCGCGCCAGUGCCACGUGUCGCUGUCCUACGCCGACGGGUCCGCCUCCGAUGGAGCGCUCGCCACCGACGUUUUCGCCGUCGGCGAGGCGCCGCCGCUGCGGUCCGCGUUCGGCUGCAUGUCCACCGCGUAUGACUCCUCCCCCGACGGCGUCGCGACGGCCGGUCUGCUGGGCAUGAACAGGGGCACGCUCUCCUUCGUGACGCAGGCCAGCACGCGCCGCUUCUCGUACUGCAUCUCCGACCGGGACGACGCCGGCGUGCUGCUCCUCGGCCACAGCGACCUCCCCUUUCUGCCGCUCAACUACACGCCACUGUAUCAGCCCACCCUGCCGCUCCCCUACUUCGACCGCGUGGCCUACUCCGUCCAGCUCCUCGGCAUCCGCGUCGGCGGCAAGGCACUGCCAAUCCCGGCGUCGGUGCUCGCGCCGGACCAUACCGGCGCAGGGCAGACGAUGGUGGACUCCGGCACGCAGUUCACCUUCCUCCUCGGGGACGCAUACUCCGCCCUCAAAGCCGAGUUCUUGAAACAAACCAAGCCCCUCCUCCGCGCGCUCGACGACCCCAGCUUCGCAUUCCAAGAAGCGCUCGACACCUGCUUCCGCGUGCCCGCGGGGCGCCCGCCGCCGUCGGCAAGGCUCCCGCCCGUGACUCUGCUGUUCAAUGGCGCGGAGAUGUCGGUGGCCGGGGACAGGCUGCUGUACAAGGUCCCCGGCGAGCACCGGGGAGCCGACGGCGUGUGGUGCCUCACGUUCGGGAACGCGGACAUGGUGCCCCUGACGGCGUACGUGAUCGGGCACCACCACCAGAUGAACCUGUGGGUCGAGUACGACCUGGAGCGCGGCCGCGUCGGUCUCGCGCCUGUCAAGUGCGACGUCGCCAGCGAGCGGCUCGGCCUGAUGCUGUGACGCGGCCUGGCGAACCGUAACCGCUCUGGCUCGGGGGUUAGUUGUUCCCUCAGUGGCCAUAACCUUAACCUGCCAAACGUUUCUAAGUUUGGAACAUGUUUAUCCUUUUUUCAUGUAAGGAAGGAAAACCUGCAUAACCUUGAUCGUGCCUGUGGCAUGUACGGUGUUUAGCGUAAACUGUAAACUUAGUGUAGUGAUGUGUUUCUUUACUUUACUGAACAAGUAGUGUUGUAUGUAAAUAUCAACUUGUAGAAGAUGUACAAGCUUCAAUGAAGUACAUUAUGUAUAAGAUGGUCAUGAUAUGUUUGAAAUGGUUCAGUUGAACUCAA